CCAUGCCGAAACGCUCCUGCCCCUUCGGGGAGGGCGGCCCCGCUCCAGCUGAAGACCCGCGUGGGGCUGCGGAGCUGAGCCGCGGCGUGCGGGGCGAGGAGUAUCGGCGGGAGGUGUCGAGGACCCGGCGGCUGCUCUUCAGGGGGGCCCAGGCGUACAUGGAAGGCGCCGGUCCCGCCGCCGCCCGCCCGCCGGAGCCGGAGCCGCCCGGGGAUGCGCAGGGAGGGGGUCCCCGCUGGAACGGGCAGCUCCUCAUCGGCCACGACGGGAAACUGCUGCGGCGGCCCGCGGAGAGGGUUCCACCCGUGGGAGCUUCCAGAGCCUGCUCAUCGUGUGUAAGAACCACUGAUGUCAAGGAGGUGUGUACGCAGUGUGACCGGUUUGUUUGCCAGAGCUGCAGCAGGCUCUGCAGCUGCUGCAACAGGGUUGCCUGCUCUUUGUGCUCCACUAUUGAUUAUGCUGAUGUGGGAGAGCAAGUUCUCUGCAACGGUUGUUCAAUAUUUCAAGUCUGAAACUUGAUGAAAUAACCCUUGUGGCUAAAAUGUCCAUGAAUUUCAUGAAGUCUUCUCCUUACAGCUGGUCAAUUAAUCCUUUUAGCAUGUGAAUUAGUUAUGGAAUUUCUAUGUUUUAUAUUUUAUAUUGUACUUUUAAAUAUUGCAGCUAAAUAAACAUGUAUAUUUUAAAGCUUU
Messenger RNA from Manacus vitellinus (golden-collared manakin), 689 nucleotides. It is a transcript of the gene SIVA1, whose product is annotated as SIVA1 apoptosis inducing factor. The coding region runs from base 3 to 512 and encodes 169 amino acids. Gene Ontology annotation, biological process: extrinsic apoptotic signaling pathway. Lineage: Eukaryota; Metazoa; Chordata; Aves; Passeriformes; Pipridae. The record is from RefSeq and is a predicted model, not a curated record. Gene Ontology annotation, molecular function: CD27 receptor binding. The transcript has 4 exons.